Messenger RNA from Leptonychotes weddellii (Weddell seal), 922 nucleotides. Lineage: Eukaryota; Metazoa; Chordata; Mammalia; Carnivora; Phocidae. The record is from RefSeq and is a predicted model, not a curated record.
CGCGAGGCUUGGGCUCCUGGCCUGUCGCGGUCUGCAGGUGCUGCCGUCUUCGACGCUGUCCAGUGAUCUUUUGACUGUCACACAUGGACUUCGAAAAAUCUCCAAAGGAAACUGUCCUCAUUACAGGAGAAGGUGGCUAUUUUGGUUUCCGCCUAGGCUGUGCUCUGAACCAGAAAGGAUUCCAUGUGAUUCUGUUUGACAUCAGCAGCCCUGCUCAUUCUAUUCCAGAAGGAAUCAAGUUUAUCCAUGGAGACAUUCGCCACCUCUCUGACGUGGAGAGCGCCUUCCAGGAUGCGGAUGUCACGUGUGUGUUCCAUAUUGCCUCUUACAGCAUGUCGGGGCGGGAGCAGCUGAAUUGGAGCCUGAUUGAAGAAGUCAAUGUGGGGGGCACAGACAACAUCCUCCAGGUUUGCAGGAGGAGAGGGGUGCCAAGAUUUGUUUACACCAGCACUUUCAAUGUCAUCUUUGGAGGUCAAGUUAUCAGAAAUGGAGAUGAAUCUCUGCCUUACCUACCUCUUCACCUCCAUCCCGAUCACUACUCUCGGACCAAAUCUAUUGCAGAGAAGAAGGUGCUGGAGGCCAAUGGUACCAGCCUGAUGGGUAUGAUAGAAAUCAUAUUGGAGCCAUGGAGCCAGACUGAGGAAGACUGGAAAUGUCUUGAAUUUCUCUGAGCCAAAAAUGUACUUAUUUCUGUUCCCUACACUCUGCAUCCACUGAAAAUAGACUAAAAUGUGCACUGAUAUGGGAAUGGCAGAACACUAACAGGCUUGAAAAUGUGUGAAAAACCCCAAAUUGGGUCAGAUCCCUACAGACCAACCCUCUGAGGAGAUGGUAGCUGUUGAGAGGCAUUAGCUCUUCAUUCCUAUAGGAUUUAGGAAUUAGUUCUUGCCCUUUAUGAUAUAAGGCAUGACCCAUGUGUGAC